AUUUUUGUGGUAAUUUAUUUUACCAACACUUUCAACGCACGCGUUGUCGACCGAGUAUUCAUGGUUCUUUAUCUUUCCGCACCGCAAGACGUUCUUCAAGUGCUGCAGCGGGGAACAGUUUAUUUCGCCAUCACAUGUUAGAAAGAAAAAGCUAUUCAUCUUCCACACCACAAAACGACAUUCUUGGAACGAUCCUGGCGAUCGACUUAGUAGAAGUAUGAGCACGCUUGUUAUUCGCUCCGAUAUUUUUUAGGCGAAUUGGAAGAGAAGGUAUAGAGUUAGACCGCAACAACAAAUUUUAUUCAUUAUCUGCUCCCCCUAACAAAGAAAUAUUUCCGCGACUCGGUGGAAAGAAUCAGAGAAUUUUAUUCCUAAAAGCUUCACGUUCACAAGAUGCAGCCUCAGCAAUCCGCCCACUUGUUCCUCUACGAGGGGGAACACAACAUCGCUCGAGGGGGCGGCAGGAGGAGAGACGACCACACCGCCGGCAGAGGACGUACUAACAACUCAUCGACGCAUUCCUUUUUUGAUAGUGUGCGCGCUUUCGACGUCGGUAGUCGUAGUUGCGUUUUCUUGAAAAGCAGCCUUCUCUACUGCGCUACACUUCGCCUUGAUUAGUCGUACUUCGUUGCACCUUCUUAUUCUGUCGCGCCCUCGCAAGCGAUCUUAGCCUUACAUACUCUUAGUUACAACAGUCAUUCAAAGACAACAUACAUUUCGGCAAAUUUGCCAAUUUUUUCUUCAGGAGCCGGCAGUGGGAACCUUCGCCGCGGGCAAAACAACAAUGCUCGAAGAAGAAGCAGCAGCUCUCCUCGCUAUUUCAUGAAAAAAACUGUAUCGCCUUGGCUUUCAGCACUUCCUGUUUGCCAUGCACAACUGCAAGCUCGUGCUCGUUCCGCGUCUCAACGGACUACAAAUUAUUCUAGAAUUGCAGCAACGCCUAUGAUCUAUACCAGAAGCGCAGCGCUGAUUUUUGUUUCACUUGCUUUCGGGAGUUUUAGUUUUACGCAGUGUGGAACAAAGAACGUUCCACCUUGCGCGACGUUCUUUCUUGGUCAUACCUGCGCAACCACAAUGACAAGAAUCGGUGUUGCUACAACAUAUUAUGCUGAAGUAGUAAGCUGAGCCAGAAGUAGUAAGUACGUGCAGUUUUUUUUUUUGCGAUACCCGCGGGGACCGCAACAGAGACAAUAAUUAUCGGUCGCGGGAUCGCAACCAGGACAUCAACCACGGCCGCGGGGGUGGAAACAACCGAAAUAAUGACCGCAGUCCUCGCGGCAGGUCGCGGUCGCCCCCACCGCGGCAGAGGUCGCCGCGGGAUCGGUCUCGGGACUACGACCGAUUCGGAGGAGGAGGUGGAAACAACAACAAUCGCCGCCAGCGAAGUUUUAUGCACAUGGAAAAUGUGUCUGGGUCUGGAAAGUUGUGAUGCGAGUGAAUGUUUCGCAUAAAAAAGUAGCAACGGUAGUAUUUUUUCACAACUACAUGUAGUAGGAGGGGUACGUCUCUCUACGGAUGCGAGCCCAGCCUGAGAAGUCUUGCAUCCUUCCAGACCUAGAGAUACUUGCAAUGCAUUAGUUUCACGCCGAGCGGUCCACGACAACGCGGUGGAGGCCAAAAUGGCGACCAAAGGAGGAGAGGCAGAAGCAGCAGUGGGCCGCGAGGAGGUGGAGGGGGCCAGCAUUAUAAUUCAUCGAAGUCUCCACCACCGUAUGCAAGAGAAGGCACAGGUUCUUGCGAGGCCUGCUGGCUUUUGGUCAAGAGCUCGAUUUUCUACUUGGAGUGAUUGACUAUUGGAUGCAUGAUGCAUUGUUGCUUGCAGGAGGCAUGGUUCGUUCCUUUUUCAACACUGUAGUUUUGCUUAUUCAAAAUUCAUCAAGGAAUGGAAACAAAACGAAUCUUUCGAUUAAGACACUUCUCGUUGAUACGGUUUCCGUUUUGAAAAUCUUGUGUUGAUCAACAAGUAAAAUACAAAUAGUUUGUACCACGACUGAGCUCCAGUUGUACUGUAAGUUCGUUCAAGAGGCGCUUGACUCGCCUGUUUUUCCUUUGGACAACACACAACGCGGCAGGAGAGGGGGCAACGGUAUUAACUCACCGUCAAGAGGGCGAGCAAACAGCGGCAUAGGUCAGCACAACUUCGGUGGCAACACAGGAGGUGGCGGUGUUGGAACCAACAGAGGUGGAGGUUUUUACACCAAGAAUAACAACCCAAAUGGCAAUGCCUUCCGUGGCCCGUAUGGAACAAAUAACGGCAAUACAAUAGGCGGGCGGCUGCAGCAAAUGAACAACCGCAACAUCAACCAGAGGCAAAAGGAUCCCUUCCCGCCCGUGAGAAAAAUGGGACGAAAAAGGUCUGCGACUCCAAUCCGCGACCGGGGCUACAGAAACGUCCGGAGACAAGACUAUCAACCAUGGCAAUGGGGCAAUAUGGGAGGGGGUACUUACUAAGUAGUGGAGGAGUAUAUUUUUGGAUGCAUGUUGAUGAUGGGCGGAUUGUCAAAACUCUCUAUUCGUUGUUGAAAAAAUGCCGAAGACCUACGACAAGCUUGCUGGGCGUACGAAACUAAAUAUAGACGGCGCGGGAGGAGCAGUCUGAUCCGCCUAUUCUUCACAUUCUUUCCAAAACGUGAUCAUUUUUGCAGGCGGCCGAGACCACUCCCGAGGUUCAAGCAGCGAGCGGCAGAGGUCCCCGGCGUCUGGGUCCGAUCAUGGGUCAGUGUCCCGCGGCCAAUCCCGGAGCCGGUCCCCCGUAGGUGACCGAGGGGGCGCCGGCGGUGACAAUACAGCCGGGGGUGGAGAGAUGAAUAAAAAUAGCUACAACAAUACUAACGCGCGGACGAGGCGAAAUAACAAAAAUAACAAAACAGGAGGCGAUGCUAAUGCCUCUAAAAAAAGAGACAACAAUAGAAACAAUAAGAACGGAGCAGCGGCCACUUCGACACGAACAGGCUCUAAGGCGCCACCAGCAUCAAAAACCAAUCACCAAAACGAUCCAAACAGGCCGUUUGGGUCGGCGUGGAUGAAAAGAACGGCUCAGCAAUUGUCGAAGAACCCCAAGCCCAACAAAAGCCAGCAGACGACGGAGGAAAACGCGCAGCGAACGGACGACGUCAACAAAGUGUAUCGCAAUAUCCGUCGGCCGGGGAAGAACGGCCGACUGUAUCCAGGGAUGCAGCCCGCCCCCGCUGCUCCGAGUCGCGCGGGGACGAAAACCACCGCUGCAAGCAGCGCAAACGAGGCGGGCGGGGGCGCGCAAAAUUCUAGACGCGGAGGAGCCGGGGCGGGGGCAACAGCUGGUGGUGGUGGAAAUCCGAAGAAUGAUAUUAGAAAUAGCGCAAACUUGAGAGGGAAUAAUGGGCGAAACGGAACAGCAAAUCGUCCCAACGACGAGCAGGAGGAAAGUGAGUCGUCCAGCUCGGAGCAGGCCAUCGCGGAGUUGAUCUACAACAACCUGAACAUCACCCUCGAGAAGCCGAAGGCCUACGGGUUCGACCGGAGAAGUGAGGCGCAGGAGUUGGAGGACGGGGUCGAGUGCGGAAAGGCGCUGACCCACCCCACGGCCGGGAUUCUGCAGGACCAGGCGCUGGAGCACUUUGACUACAAGAAGAACACGCACAUUGGCCUGUCCAAGGAGUGGCAGGUGGGGAAGCACCUCGGGGACGGUACGUGGGGUCGGGUGGUCACGGUCAAGUACGUCGGGGAGAAACUGCCCGCCGCGAACAACAUACAGCGGAACACCUGGUACGCGGCCAAGGUGAUCCGGGUAGGGAAACGGGAACGUGACGAGGCGAUCGUAGAGGCGAGUCACUUGACGCACAUACAGUGGGAGGGCCUAAAGUUGCCCGAUAUCAACGAUUGCGGGAAACACCGCCUGGCGCGGCUGGUCCAGCACUUUGAUGACAACCAGUUUUCCGAAGGGAUCCGCCACGUCAUGGUGUUUGAGCGCCUGGGCAUGAGCCUAUACGAGCUGCUCAGCUCCAACCGGUUCCGGGGCUUCUACCUGACUGACAUUCAAAGAGUCAUGUUGGAUGUGCUCAAGGGAUUGAGCUUCUUGAAGGACGUAUUUCUUUUGCGACUCUCAUGAUGCUAUAUCGAUGAUGCGCAUUUUAGAAAGAUCUAGAUAGUUGUUGCGGUAACGGCAGUUUCUUUUAUAUGUUCACGACCUGGUAGAUGCAGACCCACCACAGCCGUAUAAUCUCUUUGAGCUUGCGAAUCGCGAAUAUCGUGAAGAUUCAUGAUUGGUAUCACGAGAUGACGAUCAUCUGAUUACAAGACAGUGCUUGAUGUAUGAGAAUCAGCAGGAAAAUUGACAAAGAAAAGGUAAAAGAGGACGCCACGUGAAUAUUGCAAUUGUCCAAAAUAAAACAGUGUCGUUGCGCCCACACGGACAUGAAGCCGGAGAACAUCAUGUUUGAGAUUUGCGAAGUGAAGUCCCGGCUCCCGCCCCGGCGGUGCCGCGAGCAUCGGCGAUACGGGCCGAAGCCCGAGAACCCCGAAGUCACGCGAGAAGACGGGUCCCCGCUGGCCUGGCCGGACGGGAAUUACUACUGCGUAAGCGGCAACUAUCGGGUGAAGAUUAUCGAUUUUGGGGCCACUGAGUUUUUCCCGGGACCAGGAGAGACAGACGAGGACUACGACACCAAACCCAUGAUAAUCGCGACCCGGCAGUACCGCAGUCCCGAAAUCCUGAUCGCGGCAAAAUGGAAUUAUGCAGUGGAUGUCUUCGCGGUCGGCGCUAUCGCAUGCGAAAUGUACAAAAUAGUUCGUUGUUAAUGCAUGCAGGAGCUUGAAGACAAAGACUCUGUGACUGUGUUUGUUUCCAAAAGUAGUAGACGCGCUCCGCUGCGCUCACCGACAACUUCAUCUUCACGGACUUUUGGAACUCCAAAUCUUAUAUAAGUAUCUUGCUCGACAACACAAUCCCAAUUCCCAAUUCAGGUACUCUGGGGAUCAGCUUUUCCAGAAUGACAAGGACUACUACCGCGAGCACCUGAUGCAGCACCAAGUUUGUUGCGGGCCGUUUUCGACUGAGUUUCUGAACCGCGGGAUGAAGGAGAUUGUGGACAAGCACUUUCUGCACGACCCGUACGAGCAUGCUUGUGCGAAUUUCAUACUUCAGGAUCCUGAAGGCAGCGGGACCCCGGAGAAAACGUUGAAAGCGUGCCGGUAUGUGAAGGACUGCAAGCCGGACCCUCUGAACACUCUGGAAGACACAAUUUUAGACGAUGAAGACCAUCGGUUCUUUGUCCAAUUUCUGCGCCGGGCGUUGACUCUGGACCCGACCUACCGGCCCACCGCGCAAAUGCUCUUGGGAGAGCCUUUUUUCCGUCAGGCGCUGCCAGAAGAUCAGUGAGGAAAUGCAGGGAGGGACGACCAUUUUAUUUUCGUAGUGGACGAUGAAAACGAAAUCGAAACAGGUGCAGGGGAGCAGGAUUUUUGGAGCCGAUAAGAAGAAUUUACUUAUUCUAAGCCUCGCUCACGCCACGCAUUCAAACGGCAGUAAUCCUUUUCCUGAUGACCGUAUUUUAGUACUUAGUCGUAAGCAACCACCAGCAGCAUCCUUUUGCGUCGCAACUACACUGUUGCGAAUCUCGGCUCGGCAAUUGUACGCUUUCCAUUGGGUCCUCUGCUCGCACGUAUUUCUCGCCCCAAGACCAAACAUCAUUUUAUUUUUCCGUUGUCAUACAAGCCCUGUUGCCUAGAAACGAACACUUUUAUCUUAUUCGCCUUGUCGUAGUUUAGUUGGAGUUGAAGAAGAACAAGAUAGUAAUUACUUCUUAUUCGUGAUAAACUUUAUUUAAAGAUCUUGAAUCUUCAUCUCGAUGACGGAAAGCACAAAAGAAAGAAGCUCUUUGUCUUCACACAAACAAAUUUAGUUUUGCUCGCGACACAUUUUUUCGUAUAACGAUUUUUGGAAGUGGUGUGCAGUUACACCACGGGAGCUGCUCUCAACAUAAGUUGAGGAUGCACCGGGUUGUAGAAGUCGUGAUGUUCCACUUGAUACUCUAUACAUAGGGUGCAGUUGUUACUUACUUCACGGCGAGAACAAGAAAAGAGCGGAAGGAGGGGAGCCGUUCAC
Molecule: messenger RNA, 6082 nt
Organism: Amoebophrya sp. A120
Lineage: Eukaryota; Dinophyceae; Syndiniales; Amoebophryaceae
Source: the annotation of a GenBank genome assembly